UCGCCAAGGACAGGACUUGGGAGUUAGAACAUUCCGGACUACGCCGUUACAGUCGGAAUUACCUUGGCCAAUAUACAAACGCUAAGGAAUCCAGCCAACGUCUUCCGCCCUGGAUCCAGAGCGUAGCUCCCCUUGCGGAGAGCAGUACUCCACCGCCACAAUGACCAACGACCAGGGUCUCUUCACCAAGAUAAAGGAGAGCAGCCUGUCCAUCAGCCUGACGGCGGCGCUCAUCCUGGUGGCGUCCAUCGUGGUGAUCAUCUCCAGCAUCACCAUUCAGUCGGCGUACAUGUGGCUGGCGGUGGGCGCGACGGCCGUGCUCUUCCUGGGCUUCUGCAGCUGCACCACGUGCGAGAAGACGUCGCACUUCCACUUCCGGCGCGGCAGCAUCCACUCCGACUCCGUCAGCACCAUCUCCGACGGACGCGACAACUUCUAUGAGGUGGGCCACCUCCAGAACACGCCGCC
Molecule: messenger RNA, 468 nt
Organism: Gryllus bimaculatus (two-spotted cricket)
Lineage: Eukaryota; Metazoa; Arthropoda; Insecta; Orthoptera; Gryllidae
Source: the annotation of a GenBank genome assembly